AUGUUUGUGAGGAUGAUACAGUUAUGCCAAAAGGGAUGUACCAGACUCAAGUUUGAAGAUGCUAACUAUGUGAAUAAUUCUCAAGGGGGUUAUCAAAGACAGAACUACCAGGGUGGUUACCAGUAUCAGAAACAUUGGAGACCUCAACAAGGUCAAGGUGCUUAUAACAACUCAGGGAACUACAAUAAUAAUUAUGGUGGUGCGAACCAAGGGAGCUACAAUAACAGUAACAACUUUGGGAACAAGAGGUCAAAUCCUUAUAUACUACUGAAAGGGCAGUCAACAGAGCAAGAGACAGUGGGUUCCCAUACAGCGGCUAUUCAGAAGCUUGAGUCACAGAUGAGGGAUAUUUUUAGAGAGCAGCACCCUCCUAAAAAGGGAGGACUUCCGAGUGACACUAUUUCAAAUCCGAAGAAUGGGGGAGGCGGUAUAGAUCGUGUCUUUGCCAUCACUACUAGGAGUGGUAAAAUACUCCAAGAGACUGAUAAGAAGGUGGUUGAUCUUGAGCCGAUAGAUGAAGAGGAAGAGGUUGCUGAUAUUUCAGAGAUUGUGAAAGAAGCUGAUAACACAAGCAAGCAGAUUAUAAAAGGGGCUCUCCGCCCUUUGACUCAUCUUUUCAAGUCUAAACCUCCCUUUCCUCAGAGGUUGGUAAAGAAUAAUGAAGAUGCUAAGUUCGAAAAGUUUUAUGAUCAGUUGAAGCAGUUAUCUCCAAAUUUUCCCUUCUUGGAAGUUGUCAAGGAGAUGCCUGAUUUUGCUAAAUAUUUGAAGGACAUACGACCAAGAAAACGGUUCAACAUGAAACCAAAAAGAGUAAUCUGCGCGGCGUUUACCAUUCCCUGUUCUGUUGGGCACCAUGAUUUUGCUCGUGCUUUGUGUGAUAAUGGGGCGAGUAAUAAUUUGAUGCCCCUUGCUAUAUACAAACAAUCAGGUUUGGGGGUACCAAGGCUAACUACUAUGAGGUUGCAGAUGGAUGAUAGGUCUAUCAAAAGGCCUGUUGGUGUGGUUGAUGAUGUGCUUGUGCGGGUUGGUGAAUUUAUGUUGCCCACUGAUUUUGUGAUUCUUAACUGUGCUGUUGAUAGGGGACAUUCCUAUUAUUCUGGGGAGACUUUUCCUUGCUACAAGGAGAGCUUUGAUGGAUUCAGAGAAAAAUGA
Messenger RNA from Lycium ferocissimum, 1152 nucleotides. RefSeq lists its product as uncharacterized. The transcript is spliced from 4 exons. The record is from RefSeq and is a predicted model, not a curated record. Bases 1 to 1152 code for a protein of 383 amino acids. NCBI's taxonomy places the organism in Eukaryota, Viridiplantae, Streptophyta, Magnoliopsida, Solanales, Solanaceae.